Anopheles coustani is the source of this 1827-nucleotide messenger RNA. RefSeq names its product N-acetylgalactosaminyltransferase 6-like. The record is from RefSeq and is a predicted model, not a curated record. NCBI's taxonomy places the organism in Eukaryota, Metazoa, Arthropoda, Insecta, Diptera, Culicidae. Gene Ontology annotation, cellular component: Golgi apparatus. The transcript has 3 exons. The coding region runs from base 1 to 1827 and encodes 608 amino acids.
AUGGUUGACGAUAAACUGCAGAAAGCACGCCGAGCACGCGUUCGAUCAUAUUUCCGGGGAUUACUUAGAGCUUUGUUACCACUGCGGUAUCUUCUUGUGAUCGUACUAACUAUUGCUUUUGUUCUACUUUUGCAAAAACGGCAUGCCUACCGACCCGAAAUUUACAGUAAACAAACCAACAUGCCACGAUCUGCGUCGAAAAUUGACUACCAUAACUACGAACAAAUGCAGAACGAUCUGGAACGCGUAGGAGCGGGAGAACAGGGAAAACCGGCGACCUUAAGUCCAGAAGAAAGUGAAAGUGAGCUUAGGAAAACCCUAUACUUUCAGAACGGAUUCAACGCACUGCUUAGUGAUAAAAUUAGCAUCAAUCGUUCGGUUGCAGAUUUGCGGCAUCCGGGCUGCAAAUUGAACACAUACAACAACUAUCUUCCGAUAGCAAGUGUUGUUGUACCCUUUUAUGAAGAGCACUGGAGCACACUAUUGCGGACAAUAUAUAGUGCCCUAAAUCGAUCGCCACCACAUCUGUUAAAAGAAAUUAUCAUUGUAGAUGAUGGCAGCACAAAAUCCUUCCUUCACGAAAAAUUACAAGAUUUUGUUCUGCGCAACUUGCCGAAAGUUAAGCUGAUACGACAACCGGAGCGUACCGGGCUUAUCAAGGCAAGAUUGGCGGGGGCGAAGGUUGCCACAGGAGAAGUCAUCGUUUUUCUCGACUCCCACACAGAAGCCGGAUACAAUUGGUUACCCCCGCUUCUGGAGCCGAUUGCAGAAAACCACAGAACAUGUGUCUGCCCACUGAUCGAUGUCAUCGAUGACCAAACGUUCGGUAUACACGCGCAAGACGAAGGAGGCAGGGGACUUUUCGAUUGGACCUUUCAUUACAAGCGUCUCUCAAUCAAGGAAACCGAUAGAACAUCACCGACUGCACCAUUUCCCAGUCCUAUCAUGGCCGGAGGAUUAUUUGCUAUUGGUGCCAAGUUUUUCUGGGAGCUCGGUGGUUACGAUGAAGAGCUGGACAUAUGGGGUGCGGAACAGUACGAACUCAGUUUCAAGAUUUGGCAGUGUGGUGGGCGCAUGGUAGAUGCACCUUGCUCUCGUUUUAGCCACAUAUACCGAUCCUACAGUCCCUUUCCCAAUUCGCGUAACUACGAUUUUAUCACCCGGAAUCAUAAGCGCGUUGCUGAAGUGUGGAUGGACGAAUAUAAGCAGUACAUAUACGAUCGUGAUCCGGAUCGCUACACUAAAGUCGAUGCAGGAGAUCUUUCUAAAAUGAAGGCAAUUCGACAGAAGCUGAAUUGUAAGCCGUUCAAAUGGUUCCUGGAAAAUGUAGCACCAGAAAUACUGGAACUAUACCCCCCCAUAGAACCUGAGCCAUACGCGUUUGGUUCCAUUCAAAGCGUUGCUGAUCCAACCCUAUGCAUCGAUACUAUGCAACGGGGUCGUGGAAAGCCAUUAGGGCUGCAUCCAUGUUCCGCGCAAGUUGCUGAACCAAACCCGACCAACCGCAACCAAUACUUUGUCCAUAGUUGGCAUCGUGAUAUACAGCAUAAGUAUGGCGAAGAAUGUUUCGAUAUACCGGAAAGUGCACCACGCUCUCCUGUAACGAUUUUCACGUGCCAUUUUCAUCAGGGAAACCAAUUUCUCCAAUAUGACUAUAAAACGCAGCAAAUUAAGCGAUUCAACCUUUGUAUCGAUAGUGAUACAAACUCAAAGGAUGUGUUUGUAAACCCGUGUGAUUCUUCCAGCGCUACACAAAGAUGGAAAUUCGGAUCAGUUAAUCUGAAGUUGAUGAAACAGUGGAAUACAUACGGUGCAAAGUUUUUGUGA